CGGAACCGUUCUUAAGAAAUAUCCGCGAAAUCGAAUAAGAACAAGAAAUUCUUACAUUUAAGAGGAAUUAAGUGUGUAUCCUUUAAAAAAUGAAAAAGAUUAAAGGAAUGAAAGAAAAUAAAAAGUGGAAGUGAUGAAUUUAUGAAAGCCAAAUUAGCGGCAAUAAAUUUUUUAAUAAGUGGCAAAUCACAAUUUAUGGAUGUACAUGAUAGCCAUUCAGUGCACACACACGAGUCGAAAGUCGAGUAGUGAAAAAAUUUAUAUGAGAAAAAAAGGCAAAUGUCAUAAAUCAUCAGGAGAUGAGGAUGUGUUGUGUAAAAAAAAAUUGUAUAGUAUGAAAAAUGGUUAAAUAACUGCGAAAUGUAAUUAACCGUGUGAAAAAAGUUACGUCUCUCUGCACAUGAAAAAUGGAUAAGAAUGUUCUUUUUCCUCAUAUAAUAUAUACCCUAUGUCCCAAACUCUUGUUGGUGAUGUCAACGGAGAUGUGAAGUGGAUAAAAAAUUAAAAAAAAAAAAAUUCUAGUGAAAAAACAUCAAAAAAUAAAAAAAAAUCUUUCCUUAAUGAAUAAUUCAAUAAAAAUAUGAUUCGCUUCAUUGGAUUAUUGCUUACCUUUUUCGGAUUAGUUUUGAAUCAUGCAACAACGACCAAUGUGAUAAAAAGCUCUGAGGAUGAAAAUACACCACUGUUUCAUGUGGAAGCAGUUCAAGGCACCACAGCACGUUUACCAUGCAACCUAACAUCACAAAUUGAUGCUGAUAGAGUAUCACUUGUUAUAUGGUAUAAGGAAGGUCAAAGUACGCCUAUAUAUAGCUUCGAUGUACGACAUACGGAGAUGCUGGAGAAAGGCUUACAUCAUGAGGGUACGGGAAGCCUCAAUGGACGAUCUCAUUUUAAUACAACAUCAUUAUCAUCAUUUAUUAUAACGAAUGUUAAAGGACAGGAUAAUGGCUUGUAUCGUUGUCGUGUGGAUUUUAUUAAAAGUCCAACGCGAAAUAUAAAAAUUCAGUUGAGUGUUAUAGUGCCACCUGAUAGCAUUACGAUAUUUGAUGCAAAAGGCACUCAGCUACCUCACUAUAUACUAGGUCCAUACAACGAAGGAGCUUCCAUUAAUAUUACAUGUGUUGCAAGUGGAGGUCGCCCCUUAGCGCAAGUAACAUGGUGGCGUGACAAUGUCCUCCUCAAUACAACGUCAAUUCAAAUCGUAGAUAAAAAAGUCAAAAAUACAUUACAAUUAUACAAAUUAGAGCGUAAAGAUUUACAUAAUAGCUACGUCUGCCAAGCAUCGAAUAAUGAUGUUACUCAUCCUUUAACAAGUACAGUCACACUCGAUUUGAACUUGCGUCCAUUAACAAUAAGAUUAGAUCAAGAUGUAAAAUAUUUAUCUACAAAUCACUCGUACGAUUUAAAGUGCGAAGUAACUGGAAGUCGACCGGCUCCAUUAAUUUCAUGGUGGAAAGGCUCGUCGCAAUUAAGAACAACUAAAGAAUGGACAUCAUCUGAUGGAAAUUUAACAAGAUCAAUUUUAACGUACAUACCCGUAUUGGAUGAUCAAGGAAAAUAUUUGUCAUGUCGAGCGGAGCAGAGUCUCAUACCUGAAUCGGGGAUUGAACAAGGCUUUAAAUUAGAUAUUCAUCAUAUACCAGUAGUAAAAUUAGAAUUCGGUACAAAUCAGCAAAAUCAUCUACAAAAUGGCAUACGAGAAGGAGCUGAUGUGUAUUUUGAAUGUAAUAUAAAAUCCAAUCCGUGGGUGUAUAAGGUCUCAUGGAAACAUAAUGGCAAGGACAUUUCGCAUAUGUUCGGCGAUGGAAUAAUAAUUUCAAAUCAAAGCUUACUGAUUUCGAACGUAAAGCGAACACAAAUGGGUCAAUAUAUUUGCAGUGCUGUGAACGCAGAGGGUGAGGGUGAAAGCAACGCUGUAUAUCUAGAAGUCCAAUUUGCUCCAGUAUGUCGACCAGGACAAAUUCAUACAUACAAUGUGGGUAGAGGCGAAACGGCAAAAAUUCAAUGUGAAGUCAUGGGUAUUCCGACAGACAUUAAUUUUGUGUGGAAAUUCAACACGUCCGUGUCAGAGCUGUUGGACAUGCCAUCGUCAAUUGUGACAAAUGACAAAACAAGGAGCACCAUUCAUUUUAAACCAAUGACUGAGCAUGAUUAUGGAACACUCUUAUGUUAUGGCAGCAACGAUCUAGGAACACAGACAGAUCCCUGUGUAUUCAACAUAAUACCAGCAGGAAAACCAGAUCCGUUGUCCAAUUGCUCGAUAUUGAAUCAGACAUUUGACAUGCUUCAAAUAACGUGCCAAGAAGGAUUUGAUGGUGGUCUUGAGCAAAGUUUUAUUGCAGAAGUCUACGUUCAUGGACAAAAACAUUUGUUCUCGUCUGUCAAUUCAAAAACACCAUUCUUUGAGCUGAAAGGUCUUGAGCCGGGAAUUGGCUAUGAUAUGCUUGUAGUGGCAGUAAAUAAAAAGGGAAAAUCCCGACCAUCCAUGUUGCAUGGAUAUACACUAAAAACUCCUGAAAAACAAACUGUUGUUUUCCCAUUCUCAGACAUUCCCAUUUCACCCGUCCUAGCGCCAACGUUUUUACAAAUAAAGCCAUUUCUAGGCACAAUGGUUGGCAUUUUUGGUGCUCUCGUGUUGAUACUAUCAGCAAUUAUUUUAGUUGUACGUUUAAAAGGCUCAAGUCGUCGUGAUAGAGCACGUGCAAUAAGUAAUACAAUAACAAUGAGUUCAACACUAUCACCGUCGAUGCAGAAUGGUGUAAUUUUAAGGGAGGCAUCGAGUGCUGAUAGUAUAGAUAAGAAUCCCGACAUUAUUCCUCAAGAAAAUGAUAACGAGUGGAUGAACAAUAAGUUUGCAACGGCUGUGAUGAUGGCAGAGCAACAAAGUAAUUUUACAAUGACGAGCUAUGAUUGCGAUAGAACAUUAUUUUCUCAGCAUGAUAAUAAUUGCUUGCAACAUCACGUUUAUCAGGAACGUUCAGCAUACCAUCACAAUGAAGUGCCCACAAGUAGUAUAGGUUAUAUUGAUAAUCGAGUUAGUGCAAAUACUGAGUUGACAUAUGCAGAUCUAACGAUUCUGCAGAAACAACCAAUGCUUUAUUCAAGUGCAACACUUGGCCGACCUCGAACUCAUGAAAUAAAGCGAGUAAUAGAACCAAGCAUAUAUGCACAGAUUGAUCUAGCAAGAAGUACACCACCUCCACCAUCGUCAAUAAAACAACAAGUAUACCCAUCCAAUAUGAUAUUUAGCACAUCUCGUAAUAUGAUGCCAAUCUCACAUCCGAGCCAAAUUGAACACUUACCGUUGCCGCCUCCUCGCUUUCAAUCAGAGCCGAUGAAUGAAACGAAAUCAAUAUUGCAAACACUUACUGAGAGCGAGGCUGAGAAUGAACGUCCGGAGAUUGUACAACGAGUAAACAAUACAACGCGAUUUUGACAUGAUUGAUUGUAAUUGUUACAGCCGUAGAUGAAAAUAAGAAAGAAAUUGUGUAUAUAAUAAUUGUGAAUAUGAUUAUCUUUUAAUUAAUAUUGAUUUAUUUUCUAUGUUAUUAUGUUAUUCUUUUGCCUUUCAAUUUUUAUCCAUAAACUUCCUAUUUCCACAUC
Molecule: messenger RNA, 3603 nt
Organism: Chironomus riparius
Lineage: Eukaryota; Metazoa; Arthropoda; Insecta; Diptera; Chironomidae
Source: the annotation of a GenBank genome assembly